UGUAGGUCUUUCAGAAUGGUUCAUCAGACUCACGAAGGCCGGCGUGCUACGCUUGAUUCGUUUCUCUCCACGGACAGCCGGUGCUCGCACCUGCAGGAGCUGGUGCGGAAGGCGCAGCGGAGGGUCGACAUGCUUACCAGCUACGUCUCCAGCACCAACGGUGGCAAGGAGUCGGAGAAGCAGCGGACCCUGUGGCAGAGGCGCCUCAAGCUGCUCAACAGGAUGAAAGUCGGCUUCGAUCAGACGCGCCCUCCUGACCCCCCAGCUCGCGUCACAGUAGAGGUCACGGGUCCCCAAGAGGUCAGACUGCGUCUCGAUGAACCCGAUUGUCAGCAUCAGGCCAUCUGCACCAAGUACAAAGUCCAAUGGUCGACAUCUGCCGACUUCAGUAGCGUUGCCGGUGAGCGUGAUGUCACUGACCUGGUACCGCCACCCGAGCUACCCGUGAGACAGCUCACCCAGGGGCGACGCUACUUCUUCCGCGCGGCGGCCGGCAACUUCUGUGGCUGGAGCCGCUUCGUCAGCUCGAGUCCGGCCGGCGUCCUGCCCUCAGUAUGGAGGGACGCCGACCAGCGUGUGUCCCGACUGAGCGGAAAAGUGGCAGCUCUAGACCGGCUGUUUACUCAGAUCCGUGACUCCCGGCCCCAGUACGCCAGUGACCUCAGGAACCUGGACGGCCAGAGCGAGUCACCUAUGGCGCGGAAGAACAUCAAGAAGAAGAGUAUCAAGAACCUCUUCCAGACGGCCAUCAAGUUCCAGAAACAUCUCAGAAGCGGCGUGUACCUGGCCAGCGUCAUCUACCACGAGGACCGUGUUGCCAUGACAACCGAGGACUUUCUACCGGUCCUGGAAGUGGAUGAGUCCUACCCGAGCUCCAUUCACGCCGACUUUCAUUGGCUCAUGAAGGUGGCCUGCACGUGGGACGACGUCCGCUCGCUGCGCCAGGACAUGGAGAGAUCUCUGAGCUCCUCGUCGGUCCACUUCCGCAUCAAACUGCUGGCCGCCGCCGAGCAGCUGCAGUCGGCUCUGGGUGUCCAGGACCUGGGUCAGCUGUACUUCAAACCGCUGCGGGACUCCCACGGCACCCUGGUGUUCGUCGUCAUCUACCACAUGAGGUCGGGCAAGCUUCCGUCGGCCUCCGUAAGGUGGCAGCAGGUGAACAAGCUGCAGCGAAAGGUCUCCACGUCUGAGGAAGAGCCAACUGUCGGCGAGAGUCUCAUCUCUGAGAUCAAGGACAUCAUCACGUACCACAUGGUCUCCUCUGUGGGCGUGUCUCGCGGCCUCUACCUCGGCUACCUGCAGUGUCAGACAUCAGUCGACAUCAUACGGGUCAGCGUGUCCAAGGACAAGCCGAACGUCCUGCCGCACGUGCGCGUCAGAGACAACCCGCACGUCAGCAGCGAGGAGUGGGAGUGGCUCCAGGAGAGCUCCUCCUACCGGCCGCCGACCUCCGAGGAGGACGGUGACGUCACACCCGGCGUGACGUCAUCCAGUCAGAGUGUGACGUCACGCUUCAGGACCCAGGUGGAGACAGCGGUGCGGCGGCUGCUCAAACUGAUGGACGUCCCCGCGGAGCAAGCGGCCAACCACAGGCUGUACAACGCCGAGGUGCUGGAGCUGAACGGCACCACCAGUUUCCUGCUGCUGGUACCCGCUGCCGAUCAGGUGUGCUCGAUCAAACAGACGGAGGAGCUGACGGCGCCCAACGACUGCCUCCGGCUGCCCGUCCAGAUUUUCGAGAUGGUACACAUGAUGACCUACCAGCGCUCGUUUGUGAGCCGCUACAGUCGCAUCAGCUCCAUCCUGGAGACGGACACCAUCAUGGCGCAGCACGCUCACAGAGAGGCAUUCAGUGACGCCGAAAUCAGCGAGGCGCGGGGCCGUCUCUCGCAGCUGCAGACCUUCCAGACCGAACUGGAGGGUGUGUGGAGGACCUCCCGCUGGCUCACAGACGCCAUCGCUUGGGCCAGGGAUAAGACGCAGGAGGGCUGCCCUCUCUCGGUCGCUGCUCUACGCUCCUGGGACGGCCGAGAUGUCAGCGUCUCACCCGUUAGGGACGCCAAACGGCUGCGAAAGGAGGAGGCCCCGCCGGCGCCCAGCCCGGCUGAGUUCCGCAGAUCCAGCUCCCAGCGUCUGCUCAAGCCCCGUCCAGAGUUCCAAAAGUCGCGCACCUCCGAGUGCCUGCUCAAGUCUCGAGGCGCUGGUGAUGAGGGACGCGCACUGCUCGGUUACCAAGACUCGAGUAGCGAGGACUCUUUGUCCCGCCCCCGACCUCCCAACUCGGCCCGCAUUGUUGGGGGAGUGGGUGGCAGUGGUGGCGAGGGCAACGGCGGAGCGCAACUGCUUUCUGUGGCCUCUGAUCUUCGGAAGAGUUCCGCGCCAGAUGUGUACGUUCACGCAGACGUGGAGCGUCAGUGGAAUGCGGCACUCAGUCGCUCGACGCCCAGCUUUGGCGAGCGCCUGGCGCCACCUACUCGCCACUUACGCAUGCGUGGUGGCGGAGACCGCUCACCCAGCGACGCGAGCAGUUUGGCCUCCUCCGCGAGGAGUCUGUCGUCGAAUGACACAGAAACGGACACGGUCAGUGCCGACGAGGCUGACGACGCGUCGGCGGCGGCGCCGGGCGUGUUGCAGGUUUUCGCGGCGUACGAGACCGGACUGGCAGCGGGAACGUCGGUGCGGCUGCACGUAACGCCUCGCACGUGCGCACGUGAGGUGGUGGAUCUGGUGGUGAAGCAGCUAAACAUGGCUGUGGUACUGAAGGGUCGUCAAGGUCCUGUGUACUCCGCCGACCAGCUGCGUACCUUCUGCCUCGUGGCAGUGAUUGGCGCGAGGGAGAGAUGUCUGAGGGAUGAUUUUCGCCCGCUACAGCUUCAGAACCCCUGGAAGAGGGGAAAACUGUUCGUGCGACGUCGCACAGAGAUUUUAGCGGCGAUUCAGCAGAACUCUGCACGAGAUAAGGAAGCGGUCUAGGAUCAGGAGGCCGUGUACUCAACUUCGCUGUGAUUGGUUAUGGAAUGUGACUGCUUUGCGUGUGUUUAUUGUGCGCGCGUUCUGUGCGGUGUUGAAUGUGAGAGGUGCGUUUUAUCAGCAUUCCACGCGCGGUUGUAAUGGAUAUUUAUUGUGGUGGCGCGCGAGAGAGCUGCCAUCUGUUGAGCGCGGCGUGAAGCUGUACUUACGAUCGGGAACAGAGAUGGGCUGUUAAUUUAUGCCGAACUAUGUAGAUGCUUUGUUACUUGUAUCUUGUUGCGGCGGUGGCGCCGCGGCUUCAGGCGACUGUCUGAGGGUAGAUGAGGAUGGAAUAAAAGGGAGCCCCCAA
Messenger RNA from Amphibalanus amphitrite, 3319 nucleotides. RefSeq names its product ankyrin repeat and fibronectin type-III domain-containing protein 1-like. Gene Ontology annotation, molecular function: protein binding. Gene Ontology annotation, cellular component: spindle. The coding region runs from base 16 to 2973 and encodes 985 amino acids. NCBI's taxonomy places the organism in Eukaryota, Metazoa, Arthropoda, Thecostraca, Balanomorpha, Balanidae. The transcript is spliced from 16 exons. The record is from RefSeq and is a predicted model, not a curated record. Gene Ontology annotation, biological process: signal transduction; establishment of mitotic spindle orientation; regulation of establishment of bipolar cell polarity.